CACAAGCAGAACUUCAGCCAAAUUAAUUAGAAAGAAAAAGAAAAAAAGGCAUUUUCGCGCGGUAAGUCAAAGCGGUGGCAGGACUGGAAUUUUGCAAUAGAAGAAUCAUACGUGUAAAAUGUAAAGGGACCCACAAAAGACAUAUGGCCGUUAGAGAAGGACGAAGACCUACCAAAGAAAUAUGGCCGUUAGGUCAGGUAUGACCUGGUUCAUCUGCUACGUUCUUCAGCAACGAAUGGUAUUGUAUAUACAAAUAAAAAAAAAGUAGCCGUUACCGAACGAAACUAAAAACCUAAGUACGAAAAACUCUUUGGACUCGCAGAACACAAAACAUCAUAUCUUCUCUUCCAUCUUCCCCUUGUAAUUUACUUUCCUUUCCCUUAUCCUUAUAUCUUCUCUUCCAUUUUGCAACUGAAACACAGAGCAUCAUCUUUCACUUCUUUUCCCAUCACUAUUUCUUCUUCUCUUUCUUUUUUAUGGAAAAGAGCGGGUGCUUCUUCUCCUUAUUGUUGUUGUCGUUGUUCUUACUAGCUCAAUUUGCUUCAUGCCAGAGAUGGGAUGGGGUAAUUGUAACCCAGUCUGAUUACAAAGCUCUUCGAGCUAUAAAGAAUGAAUUUAUUGACUUAAAAGGGCAUUUACGCAGCUGGAACGAUAGUGGAUAUGGAGCUUGUUCUGGUGGAUGGGUAGGAAUCAAAUGUGUUCAAGGACAAGUUAUUGCUAUCCAGCUUCCUUGGAAGGGACUUGGUGGUAGAAUCUCUGAAAACAUUGGUCAGCUUCAAGCUCUUCGAAAGAUUAGCUUGCAUGACAAUGUUCUUGCUGGUACUAUCCCUUUGUCUCUAGGCUUCCUUUCUGAUCUUAGAGGUGUUUACCUAUUCAACAACCGCCUUUCAGGUUCUAUCCCUCCUUCUAUUGGUAAUUGUCCUAUGCUUCAGGGUCUUGAUAUUAGUAAUAACUCUCUUACUGGUAUAAUUCCUCCUACUCUUGCUAAUUCUACUAGGUUAUAUAGGCUUAAUUUGAGCUUCAACUCUUUAACGGGUUCUAUUCCUUCUAGUCUUACUCGUUCUCCUUCUCUCACAGUUUUUGCUUUGCAGCACAACAAUCUUUCUGGUUCUAUCCCAGAUUCUUGGGGGGAAACAGGGGAUAACUCUUACAAGCUUCAGUUCUUGACACUUGAUCAUAAUCUUAUUACUGGAAACAUUCCUGUGAGUUUUAGCAAGUUGAGUUUGCUACAGGAGAUCUCUCUGAGUCAUAAUCAGAUCUCUGGUAGCAUUCCUACUGAACUAGGGAAGCUUUCAAGUCUACAAAAGCUUGAUUUCUCAAAUAAUAUUAUUAAUGGAAGUAUGCCACCUAGCUUUUCUAAUCUCUCCUCUCUAGUCUCAUUAAAUCUUGAGAGCAAUGGCCUUGAGAACCAGAUCCCAGAAGCUUUUGAGAAAUUACACAACCUUUCAGUACUAAACCUGAAAAAUAAUCAAUUCAAAGGUCUUAUCCCAGCAAGUAUUGGAAAUAUCUCUAGUAUCAGUCAACUUGAUUUAGCUCAAAAUAAUUUUACUGGAGAAAUCCCAGCUUCACUGGCUGGUCUAACAAACCUUGCUUCGUUCAAUGUUUCUUAUAACAAUCUCUCGGGUGCUGUUCCUGCUUUGCUCUCUAAAAAUUUUAAUUCAAGCUCCUUUGUGGGCAAUCUUCAGCUAUGCGGCUACAGCAUUUCAACUCCAUGUCCUUCACCACCACCUGUUAUUCAACCAUCUCCAACAAUAUCAGGGCCACCGAAACAUCACCACAAGAAGCUUAGCACUAGGGACAUUAUCCUAAUAGCAGUUGGUGCACUAUUAGGAAUACUACUUUUACUCUGCUGCAUUCUGAUUUGUUGUUUGAUGAGGAGAAGGGCUGCUUCACAUCAAAAUGGUAAAACUGUUGCGCGGCAAGCUGUAGAAAAGACUGAGAAAUCAGGAGGGGCUGCAGCAGUUGAAUCAGGCGGCGAAAUGGGUGGAAAGCUAGUUCAUUUUGAUGGGCCAUUUGUGUUUACAGCUGAUGAUUUGUUGUGUGCUACUGCAGAAAUAAUGGGAAAAAGCACAUAUGGAACAGCAUAUAAGGCAACACUAGAGGAUGGUAAUCAAGUUGCUGUGAAAAGGUUGAGAGAGAAGACUACGAAGGGGCAGAAGGAGUUCGAAUCCGAGGCUGCUUCACUUGGAAAGAUUCGUCAUCCAAAUCUCUUAGCACUAAGAGCCUAUUACUUAGGACCCAAAGGAGAGAAGCUUCUUGUUUUUGACUACAUGCCCAAAGGAAGUCUUGCAUCUUUCCUCCAUGCUCGUGGUCCGGAGACUGCUAUCAAUUGGCCAACAAGGAUGAACAUAGCCAUAGGAAUUGGGCGGGGACUGACCUAUCUUCACACUGAGGAGAAUAUAAUCCAUGGAAAUUUGACAUCAAGCAACAUACUAUUAGAUGAACAAACAAAUGCUCACAUUGCAGACUAUGGCCUCUCCAAGCUGAUGACUGCUGCAGCCAACACCAACAUCAUUGCUACUGCAGGAGCACUUGGCUAUCGCGCUCCAGAACUUGCAAAGCUCAAGAAUGCCAAUACAAAGACUGAUGUUUACAGCCUUGGAGUGAUAAUUCUUGAGCUCUUGACAGGAAAAGCACCUGGUGAGCCAACCAACGGUAUGGAUUUGCCACAGUGGGUAGCAUCGAUAGUGAAAGAGGAAUGGACUAAUGAAGUAUUUGAUUUGGAACUUAUGAGGGAUGCACCCGCUAUAGGUGAUGAGUUGCUUAACACAUUGAAGUUAGCUCUGCAUUGUGUUGAUCCUUCACCAUCAGCUCGUCCUGAAGUUCAACAAGUUGUUCAGCAACUGGAGGAAAUAAAGCCUGAUCUUGCUGCCAGUUCUGCUGAUGAAGGAACCAAACCAACAAGUGAAUAAAGAGAGAUAGUUUUACUAUUGCAAGAAUAAAGGGUUCGUUUUAGCAAUUGGUUGGUUUUUUACUACAAGGUUAUAGGAGGAAUAUGAGAGAGUAAUCUUGAGAUUCUUUAAUUCAUAUAAUUUGUUUAUAUAUACAAGUCAUGUGGGGGUGUCAUUUACAGAUCAUUCUUUUUUGUCUUAAACAAUAAUGUAUUCUUUCAAUUCAUAUUCAGCACAAGAAGUAAGAGAAAUCAUGAGAUUGCACAAGUUUUUUGACA
Ricinus communis (castor bean) is the source of this 3169-nucleotide messenger RNA. RefSeq names its product probably inactive leucine-rich repeat receptor-like protein kinase IMK2. Gene Ontology annotation, biological process: protein phosphorylation. Lineage: Eukaryota; Viridiplantae; Streptophyta; Magnoliopsida; Malpighiales; Euphorbiaceae. Gene Ontology annotation, molecular function: protein binding; ATP binding; protein kinase activity. The transcript is spliced from 2 exons. The record is from RefSeq and is a predicted model, not a curated record. Bases 477 to 2912 code for a protein of 811 amino acids.